Messenger RNA from Scomber scombrus (Atlantic mackerel), 1610 nucleotides. It is a transcript of the gene ubxn7, whose product is annotated as UBX domain protein 7. The transcript is spliced from 11 exons. Gene Ontology annotation, molecular function: ubiquitin binding. Gene Ontology annotation, biological process: proteasome-mediated ubiquitin-dependent protein catabolic process. Gene Ontology annotation, cellular component: nucleus. The coding region runs from base 27 to 1610 and encodes 527 amino acids. The record is from RefSeq and is a predicted model, not a curated record. Lineage: Eukaryota; Metazoa; Chordata; Actinopteri; Scombriformes; Scombridae.
UUUAUGUUGUUGUUUGUGGCGGUAAGAUGGCGGCGCUCGGAGACACCUCAGCUCCGGGGGUGAACGGGUUAAUACAACAAUUCACAGCAAUAACAGGGGCCACAGAAAGUGUUGGAAAACAUAUGUUGGAAGCAUGCAGCAACAACCUGGAGAUGGCAGUCACCAUGUUUCUGGACGGAGGCGCGAUCGCAGAGGAGCCCAGCACCAGCUCCAGUUCGACAGCUUCGAGCAGCAGAGCUCCCCCCACAGAUGAAGUACGAGCACCUAUUCCCCAGAAGCAGGACAUACUGGUUGAACCAGAACCACUUUUUGGAGUGCCAAAGCGAAGAAGACCUGCUCGAUCUAUAUUUGAUGGAUUCAGGGACUUCCAAACAGAAACAAUCCGCCAAGAACAGGAGCUGCGUAACGGUGGCACGGUGGACAAGAAACUGAGCACCCUGGCAGACCUUUUCCGUCCUCCCAUUGAGCUCAUGCACAAAGGCAGCUUUGAGACGGCAAAAGACUGUGGCCAACUGGAGAACAAGUGGUUAAUGAUCAACAUUCAAAACGUUCAGGACUUUGCCUGCCAGUGCCUGAACAGAGACGUGUGGAGUAACGACGCAGUGAAAACCAUCAUCAGAGAACACUUCAUAUUCUGGCAGGUAUAUCAUGACAGUGAAGAGGGUCAAAGAUACAUCCAGUUCUAUAAACUGAACAAGUUUCCCUAUAUUUCCAUCCUCGAUCCUCGUACAGGUCAGAAAAUGGUGGAGUGGAACCAGCUGGAUGUGGCAUCGUUCUUGGAGCAGGCGACCGGCUUCCUGGCAGAGCACGGGCAGCUUGACGGACCGUCCUGUCACGCACCCCCCGCUAAACGAGCUCGCUCUGAGAGUUUGAUUGAUGCCAGUGAAGACAGUCAGCUGGAGGCAGCAAUCCGAGCCUCCCUACAGGAAACACACUACGAGUCUUCAAAUGUCCCUGAAGCCCCAGAUUCCCCGCGAUCAGAUGACGACUCCGAUGCAGAGCCUUUCUCCGACAGCGAGGGUCCCAUCUCUGUGGAUGGCUCGGACAGCGAAAUGCCAGAAACACAGGAAGAGAAAAGUUCAACCAGCAAACACACCCCAGCCCCACCUGCCACAUCGGCUCAGCAGCGUCUUCACCCGGAUAAUUCAUCUUCUUGCCACAGAAAGUCUCCGUACAAAGAAAACAACCACUGUCACAAGAAAGAGGAGAGCAAAAAGAAUCACCUGGAGCCUUCGGCUGGCGGUCCUCGCCAUCCUCCGCCUGACACAGAAUCUGCAGGGAACUCCUGUACAACAGCAGCUGAAAACGCGGGGCCUUCGAAAAUCAGCACCUCCAAAACUCGUGACGUAGACUGCCCUGAUGACAAUGGUCCCAAAGCCAGAUUGAUGCUUCGUUACCCAGAUGGACAGAGAGAACAAAUUUCUUUGUCAUCUAAAGCAAAACUUUUGGCGCUGGUAAGACACGUCCAGUCCAAGGGUUACCCUAACGAACGCUUCGAACUCGUCACCAACUUUCCCAGAAGGAAGCUCGCCCACUUGGACUAUGACAUCACGCUGCAGGAGGCGGGGCUUUGUCCACAGGAGACUGUAUUUGUGCAGGAGAGGAACUAG